AUGGACAGGGCCGGCACUGCUGUAUCCUACCAGAUGGACAGGGCCGGCACUACUCUGUCCUACCAGAUGGACAGGACCGGCACUGCUGUGUCCUACCAGAUGGACAGGGCCGGCACUACUCUGUCCUACCAGAUGGACAGGGCCGGCACUGCUGUGUCCUACCAGAUGGAUAGGGCCGACACUGCUGUGUCGUACCAGAUGGACAGGGCCGGCACUACUCUGUCCUACCAGAUGGACAGGGCCGGCACUACUCUGUCCUACCAGAUGGACAGGGCCGGCACUGCUGUGUCCUACCAGAUGGAUAGGGCCGGCACUGCUGUGUCGUACCAGAUGGACAGGGCCGGCACUACUCUGUCCUACCAGAUGGACAGGGCCGGCACUACUCUGUCCUACCAGAUGGACAGGGCCGGCACUAUUCUGUCCUACCAGAUGGAUAGGGCCGGCACUGCUGUGUUCUACCAGAUGGACAGGGCCGGCUUCUCUAUCGGUAGCCACUGCUACCGAUAG
Plodia interpunctella (Indianmeal moth) is the source of this 507-nucleotide messenger RNA. RefSeq lists its product as uncharacterized. Bases 1 to 507 code for a protein of 168 amino acids. NCBI's taxonomy places the organism in Eukaryota, Metazoa, Arthropoda, Insecta, Lepidoptera, Pyralidae. The transcript has a single exon. The record is from RefSeq and is a predicted model, not a curated record.